AUGUCCCCUCCACUGAACUUCAACCUUUUGGAAGGAGACGAAUAUCGACUAGACAUGGCAUCAUCGUCGUCGUCGUAUAACGAGCCUGACGAGGCGCUCCUGCGCCCGCGUACAGGCACGCCGUCGAACAACAACGGCCAACGGUCCGGUUUAAACUCGCCUCUGGGCUUGGGCUUCAUGGGGAGCACGCCCUCCGACGACGACGACGACGCCACCCUCUCCCCGGAGGAACUCAGACAGCGCCUCCGGCAAACGACAGAAGAAAAGGAGAGGCUGGAGGCGUGGGCCAUAGCAAAGGAGCGGGCCGCCGAGACCAUCGCCCGAGCCCUGCUCCGCAAAGUCCACCGCCUCCGCGUCGCGCUGCAGGAGACGGAGCUGAUGUGGCGCCCCGGCGCGACGCCGCGCCCCAUCUACACGAUCAACCCGCCGGCGCCGCGCAGCAGCAGCAGCAUCCUGGUGCCCCCCCGCAGGAGGCCGUUCGUGCCGGCGGCGCCCGCGGCGAACCGCGGCGACCCCGUGUGCAUGGACCGGUCGCACCAGGGCAUCGUGGCGGCGUUCGAGCAGAGCGUGCGGCACACGACGCACGCGAUCCGCGCGGAGGCGGCGCGGGCCCGCGAGGCGGAGGCUCUGCGCCUGGAGCUGCGCAACGCGAAUAAGAUGCUGAGCGACGAGCGCGGGCUCUCGCGCGUGCUGACUAUGCAGGCGGAGGGGUUGCAGAAGGUGCUUGGGGUUCAGCAUGAUGAGAUUAAGGCUCGUAAGGGCGAGGUUGCGGAUUUGAGGAGGUUGGUCCAGGCGCUGCAGGGGGAGAAUGCGAGGUUGGUGGGGGAGUUGGAGGAUGUGAGUGAGAGCACGGAUGAGGGAGAGGGAGAGGGAGAGGGAGAGGGGGCUGAGGUUGAGGAGUUGGAGGGGAGGAUUAGUGAGCUUGAAGGUCAGAUUAAGAAGUUUGAGGAGUUGAAUAAGGCUUUGAAGGCCCAGGUAGAUGAAGAACGCAAGACGAACAAGAAGCUGGUCAAGGACACCGAGAAACGGGUUAACGCGGAGUGGCAGGAAAGGUGUGCCGCCUGGACCAAGGAAUUAUGCGAUGUCCGGGCGGGUCUCACGGCUUUCGAGACUAAAUUUGCUGUGUUCGUUCGACGAGAGCAGGCAGCUAAAGAGAAGAAGAUAGAACCCGAGCAUCAGGCCCGGACUCAGGUCCAUGCUCAGGUUCAAGUCCAGAUGCAGGACUUCACGACGUCGUCAAGCUCAUCCAUCACUGACGCGGACUGGGAUACCUCCGCCUUCGCAAGUCCGGCACUGACAGCGGACCUCCAGGCUCGCGUCAAGGUGCUCGAGCAGAAGAAUCGUGACCUCGAGGUUGAGCUGGCCAAUGUCCGGCACGCGGGCGCCGAGCUCGCGGGUUUCUACCCGCUGCGCCGGUUCCAUCGGCGCGUCUCGUCCCGCGCGGAGCAGGAUGAGUCGGAGAUGGACUUGGUGCCGAUUACCACUACUACUAGCUCGGUUUCACUUUGCGGGGCUUCUACGGCUAGCUCGAAGAAGUCGUGGCAUCUCGAUGUGCCGGACGCGGAUGAGGACAUCCCGGAGUUCAGAUUGCCGUCGCCGGUUACACCACUAAGAAGGGAGAAGAGUGCGCCAGAGAUCAUAGUUAGUUUCAGAAGCGCGGGUGAUGGUGGUGAUGAGAACAUGGGGGAGGGAAGCGUGGUAGAGGGUAGCCAGGGUGCAGAGACGAUGGAUACGGGUCAUGAGGAGAAUGAAGGUGACGACAAGGAUGAGGGCGAGGAAGAAAGCAUGUGGGAGACGACUUCGGCUUCGGAGAUGGACAGUGAUCCAUGGUCUGACGGAAGUGUCGCUAACUUGUUCAUGUGAGGAACAUAUGUGAGUGGAAGGCUCGCCUCUGUCUCAUUUGCUCGCAUUGGUUUUGUUGAAGAGAAGAAAAAAACAUAAAACAAAAAUAUAGAAAAAGGAGGACGAAAAGGGGCUAUCUAGAGUUGCUCGCAUUUGCAUCGAGUUUCUCUUGGUCAGGUAUCUAUCUCAAACUCCAUGAGUGGAUUCCUGUCAUUUGAAAAGCCUAAGAAAGAAGAAAAGUAAUC
Molecule: messenger RNA, 2087 nt
Organism: Annulohypoxylon truncatum
Lineage: Eukaryota; Fungi; Ascomycota; Sordariomycetes; Xylariales; Hypoxylaceae
Exons: 2
Coding region: 1-1863 (620 amino acids)
Source: RefSeq, a predicted model, not a curated record